Triticum aestivum (bread wheat) is the source of this 587-nucleotide messenger RNA. RefSeq names its product probable calcium-binding protein CML31. The transcript has a single exon. Gene Ontology annotation, molecular function: calcium ion binding. Lineage: Eukaryota; Viridiplantae; Streptophyta; Magnoliopsida; Poales; Poaceae. The coding region runs from base 77 to 541 and encodes 154 amino acids. The record is from RefSeq and is a predicted model, not a curated record.
UUCAGCUCUAUAGCAAAGCAGAGGAUCUAGGAAGCACAGGCAGGGUCAAGAUCAACUACUAAAGCAUCCGGCGAUAAUGGUUGCGACAAAGACGGGCGAGCUGAGGGCGCUGUUCUUGUCACUGGACCGGGACGCGGACGGCAGGAUCUCGGCGGAGGAGCUGCGCGGGUGCAUGCGGGCGACGCUGAGCGAGGACGUGCCGGCGGAGGAGGCUAAGGCACUGGUGGCGUCGGCGGCCGUUGACGGCGAUGGGCUGUUGUGCGAGGCCGAGUUCCUCGAGCUGGCGCAGCAGGCAGCCUGGACGGGCGACGCGGACGCGGACGAGGAGAAUGACGAGCUGAGGAUCCGGGCGCUGAGGGAGGCGUUCGGUAUCUACGAGGUGGAAGGGCAGGGGUGCAUCACGCCGGCCAGCCUGGGGCGGAUGCUCGGCAGGCUCGGCGCUGAGCGGGGCACCGGCGAGUGCCGCGCCAUGAUCAGCCAGUUCGAUCUUGAUGGUGACGGCGUGCUCAGCUUCGACGAGUUCAAGAUCAUGAUGAGCUAGAGCGCCUGACCCCGGACUCAACCAUAUAUCAUCUCGGUCCUGCAUA